AUGGAGGAUCCUAAUUUGAGUUUCAAAAUAAUAAAUGAUGAAGGGGUACAAAAAUUUAUGAACAGCCAAAUAUAUCAAGACAUAAUUAAUUUCAUAUCCGAUUUAAACAAAUCUGUUAUUGGUGUUGAGAUGAAACCUUUAGAUCAAUUUAUUUUAAAAGAAGAAAAUAAUUCAAACAAUACAAAUUCAGAUAAUAUAUUAUUAUUAUCAAAAAAUGUAUAUAAUAUAUUACAGCUAAUUAAAAUAAUGAAUAUAUGUAUAGAUAAAUGUCCACCCAUAAAACAUCCUACUCGAUUUGGAAAUAAAGCUUUUCCAAUUUUUUGUGAUGAAUAUUAUAAAGAAGUUGAUCAACAAUUACCAAAUAUUUUAAAUGAGUCAGGAAUUUCAAAUAUUUCUGAACAUAUAUAUCAAUUAUCAUUUUAUUUAAAAAAUUCAAUUGGAAAUAAAAAAAGGAUUGAUUAUGGAACUGGACAUGAAUUAAAUUUUUUACUUUUUCUUUUUUGCCUAAACAAAUUAACCUUUUUUUCUACCCCCGACCAUAGACACUUAGUGCUUGUCUUAUAUCGACAAUACUUAGAAUGUGUGCGAAGAAUCCAAGUAAUAUAUACAGUCGAACCAGCUGGAAGUAGAGGAGCAUGGGGGUUAGAUGAUUUUCAAUUCCUCGUUUUUUUAUUUGGUGCUGCUCAACUUUCAUAUAAUAAAGAAAUCCAAACAAAUGAUGUCGAGAAAAAAGAAUUAGUUGAAUUAUGGGCACCAAAAUAUUUGUACUUUGAUGCACUAAAAUAUAUACUAAUGUUGAAGCAUGCUCCUUUUCAUGAAUCAUCUCAAAUGCUGUAUGACAUAUCAGGAGUAAAGACAUGGGAAAAAAUAUGCUCGGGGUUACUUAAAAUGUAUCAAGCUGAAAUAAUUCAGAAGCGACAAAUAUUGCAACAUAUUUUAUUUGGAAAAUUAAUUGACUUUUAA
This is a messenger RNA of Plasmodium vinckei vinckei, 963 nucleotides long. RefSeq names its product serine/threonine protein phosphatase 2A activator, putative. Gene Ontology annotation, molecular function: protein tyrosine phosphatase activator activity; peptidyl-prolyl cis-trans isomerase activity. Gene Ontology annotation, biological process: mitotic spindle organization. Lineage: Eukaryota; Apicomplexa; Aconoidasida; Haemosporida; Plasmodiidae. Gene Ontology annotation, cellular component: cytoplasm; protein phosphatase type 2A complex; nucleus. The coding region runs from base 1 to 963 and encodes 320 amino acids. The record is from RefSeq and is a predicted model, not a curated record. The transcript is spliced from 5 exons.